Messenger RNA from Serpula lacrymans var. lacrymans S7.9, 1663 nucleotides. RefSeq lists its product as uncharacterized. Gene Ontology annotation, cellular component: membrane. The record is from RefSeq and is a predicted model, not a curated record. NCBI's taxonomy places the organism in Eukaryota, Fungi, Basidiomycota, Agaricomycetes, Boletales, Serpulaceae. Gene Ontology annotation, biological process: carbohydrate transport; transmembrane transport. The transcript is spliced from 15 exons. The coding region runs from base 1 to 1566 and encodes 521 amino acids. Gene Ontology annotation, molecular function: carbohydrate:proton symporter activity.
AUGACGAUCUCAUGUACUUAUAGUUAUUCAUAUGGCUCCAGCGGUGUAAAGGGUCUUUUUCGGAAUCGCUAUGCAGCCGGGUGCGCCAUUUUUGCCUCGAUAGGUGGACUUUCCUUUGGGUACGAUCAAGGUGUCAUGGCAAACAUCCUAGUGAUGAAAGACUUCCUUGCACGGUGGCCGAUUGGCCCCUGGGAGAAAGGCUUGAUGACUGCUGUGUUGGAACUGGGAGCACUCUUUGGCGCUCUUUCAUCUGGUGUAUUGGCAGACAGAUACUCUCGACGGCACUCUAUUUUCCUGGCUUCUGUCGUUUUCUGCAUUGGUUCUGCUGUACAGUGCAGCGCGGGCUCACUCACCGACAUUAUUUUGGGUCGAGCCAUUGGUGGUUUUGGAGUCGGUGCACUAAGUAUGCUUUCGCCGUUGUACAUGGCUGAAAUCAGCCCUCCAGAAUUACGAGGCUCACUUAUGGCCUUGGAGCAAUUUGCUAUUGUACUUGGCGUAGUAUGUGGUUUUUGGAUAGGUUUUCUCACUCGUACUCUGGAAGGAUCAGCUUCAUGGCGUAUACCGCUGGGCGUUCAGCUGGCUCCGGGUGUUUUGCUCUGUGCUGGCUGCUUUUUGCUACCCCCUUCACCGCGUCUAAUGGUCUUAAGAGGCCGAAUAGAGGAAGGCUUACAAUCUCUAGCUCGUCUUCGUUUGCGGACUCCCGAGGAAGCUGACAGCGACCCUCUACUCCAGUUAGAAUUAUUAGAAAUGCAAGUCGACGUAGCUCUUUUGCAGAAGAUGAACAUCUCCCAAGAUAAGGAUGGAGUUCACAACGGUGCUCUUGCAUGGGGGAGACUGUUCGAUCGUAAAUACAUCAAUCGUACACUAAUUGGGGUUAUGAUGAUGUUUUUCCAACAAUGGAGCGGUAUCAACGCAUUACUAUACUACGGCCCUACGCUGGUAAAAAACAUUGGUUUGAGGGGCGAUACUGUGACGUUGGUCGUUUCCGGUGGUAUCGGAAUAGUACAAUUCCUCGCUGUUUUCCCUGCCAUCGUACUGGUCGAUCGAUUGGGACGCAAGCCUCUCCUAAGAGGCGGCAGUGCUCUUAUGUCCGCAUCACACUUCCUCAUCGCUGUACUAAUCCGCCAGUUCGAAGCUGACUGGCCAUCGCACUACGUAGCGGCUUGGACAGCGGUGAUAUGUGUGUAUACAUUCACAGCAGCUUAUGGCGUAAGUUACGGGCCCAUCGGGUGGAUCCUACCAAGUGAAGUGUUCCCCUUGUCAAUGCGGAGCAAGGGCGUCUCACUAUCAACUGCCUCGAACUGGAUCAAUAACUUUUUGAUUGGCCUCGUCACCCCAGCACUCUUGGAAAUAUCUCCAGCCGCGACUUUCCUCAUCUUUUCCUGUGCUUGUUUUGCAGGGUACCUCUGGUCGACACACCUCGUACCAGAGACAGCAAAUGUAUCUCUAGAAGAAAUCGACGCAGUAUUCAACUCUACAGCUGGUCAGGAGGAUAUAAUUCUCAAACACGAGCUUGAGCGCGAACUCGGUGUGCAUGACUUACUCAAGGACCUGGUAGCGGAAUAAUUUCAGUUUUAUCAAAUCUGACAUACUUUUACACAUACUAUAUAUAAUAUGAUAACCAUGGAUUCACUCACUACUGUUUUUUUAUAUAUGAAAUAGU